This is a messenger RNA of Benincasa hispida (wax gourd), 711 nucleotides long. The record is from RefSeq and is a predicted model, not a curated record. Lineage: Eukaryota; Viridiplantae; Streptophyta; Magnoliopsida; Cucurbitales; Cucurbitaceae.
AUGUCUGAGGGAGAGUCUAGUACUCCCCAGGCAAGGGCAUAUUUUCAGCUAGAAGAUGUAGUUUUUUACAGGAUAGUGCAGAGAUUAGCAGCCAGUGUGGGCCUUGUACGAGCCAACCUAGAGAAAAAAUACGAUAUUGAGAGGUUUAAAGCCUUAGGGGCUGUGACAUUUGAAGGAACAACAGAUCCGACUGAAGCUGAGUUAUGGCUGGAUGUAGUUGAAAAAUGUUUCAAUGUUAUGAGUUGUCCAGAGGACAGGAAAGUAGGGCUAGCCACCUUUCUACUACAGAAAGAAGCAGAGAAAUGGUGGAAAGUGAUAUCCGUCAGACGAGCCAGCACAGAUGCGAUGUUAUGGCCUGAGUUCAAGAAGGCCAUUAAAGACAAGUAUUGCCCCAGCUCGUUUCGGGAUGCAAAAAGGGAUGAGUUCCUUAGAUUAACGCAGGGAACGAUGUCAGUGGUGGAAUAUGAGCAAAAAUUUACAGAGUUAUCACAGUAUGCUCUACCGAUUAUUGCUGAGGAAAAAGAUAGAUGCAGGAAAUUUGAACAAGGUUUGAGGAAGGAAAUCAAAACUCCAGUGACGUCUACGGCUAAUUGGCUAGAUUUUAACCAGCUAGUAGAAAGAGCAACACGAGUCGAGCGAAGUUUGGCAGAUGAUGAGCAGUUGCCAAGAGGCAGCAAGGUAGUAGUAAAGCCUAGAGAUAGGGGAUCCUGA